Molecule: messenger RNA, 4891 nt
Organism: Mya arenaria
Lineage: Eukaryota; Metazoa; Mollusca; Bivalvia; Myida; Myidae
Exons: 4
Coding region: 234-2225 (663 amino acids)
Biological process (GO): proteasome-mediated ubiquitin-dependent protein catabolic process; protein polyubiquitination
Molecular function (GO): ubiquitin protein ligase activity
Source: RefSeq, a predicted model, not a curated record
AUUAGCUGAUCAAGUUCUCUUAAAAACUUUUCUGCAAAAAUGAUAAAUAUCGGUCUUAAUCGGUGCAUUUCGAUUUUCAAAAAUAAGCAGACGACAAAUGUUUAUUCACGAGACUAUGUACAUAAAAAAUAAUCUAGAACUGACUUCAAUUCAAAUUUGAUUAGUUGGCUACAUAAUUGGUGUAAAACACCAUAAUUAGUUGUUUAAAGAAGUGGGGACAUAUCUGAAUCGAGAUGGCAGGAAAACGGUUGCACACGAACCUUUCGAGCACUGUGUCACUCGAGCCCCAGGACAAUGGAAUCAGCCCCGUGGGGAGUCGGUCUCGGAACAUCAUCGAACUGGAGUUAGCGGACAUGAACCCGCCGGGAUCCCCGGGGACACGGACCGGGAAAUUCGCUUAUGACGAAACAGAGACGAAAAUAGGUGAACUCUCUGGCAGUCACGAUAAAGACGCCCAUGGGAAUAGAAAUAAAAGAAAAGCAAAAUCGACCUCUUCACAACCAGUAUUCGUGAUUUCAUUUCCAAAUAAACCAUCCACUCAAGUAAAUAUUGGCGCAGCGUCGAGCGGAAAAGUGAGUAUGCAGCAACAGAAUGAGGACGAACCCCGGCAAUCGACAGCAGCGUCCAUGGUCUCCAACCUCUCGUCGGACGUUGAAAUCCCGCUGCCCAACGACAGCCGAAUGUCGCAACUUUCGGAGAUAACACAUACUUCCCUGACACCGGAAGGCCCGUAUGAAGAGGAGGUUGACUUCUACUGCGUGGAUCACGGGCUGCUUGUCACGGGCAAGAGUGUGGUCGAGGCGGAACAUGUUGGCUGUCAGCACGUACUUCCGGCACACGAGUGGGCAGAGGCCCAGGCCAUGGAGAAGGAGCGCACUAACACGGAGGCCCGUCUGCGACAGUUCGACAUGUUUGCAGGUCGAAUGAUAGACGAACGAGACGAUCUAAAGCACCAGUUAUCGAACGACAAAGAGGAAGUCAGCAAUCAGUUUCUUGACGUCAUGGAGGACGUGAUUGCGUUCCUACUAUCGAAGCAGAAGCAGUUCAUGCGUCAGUUAGACGAGCUACACAACAAACACAUAAAGCAGAUAGACGGUCAGAUAAAACGAUGUCAGAAGAUCCAAGAGGAAACCAGCGACAGUCUUAAAAUACUCGAGGCGAGCGAUCCAAUAUCAGACGAGUUCAAAGUUCUCAAGCGGAAAUUGCAGAUGAAAUGUCCGGUUUACGAGGAGAUCCUCCGGCGAGACUUCAACAUGGCGAUGCGUAUCGAUUACGAGUUCCGGCAGGAUCCCUGGGUGGAGCAGCUCUUCAACAACCUGUCCAGCAUCGGUGACGUAAUCGCCCGCCCCCGGCCCUCUCAACUUCCGGGCUUCCUCUCCUUUUCAAAAAUCGCGGACUACUCUAAGAAAAACGUAGCCAACAUGUCUACAUGCGAAGCCACAAGCGCCGCUGAUGAAAACAGUUGUUGCUUCACGGGGUCGUGUUUCAUUCCUGGGGGGCGAAUCAUUCUAGCCGACUGGAACAACGCGUGUCUUAAACUCUUCAACAACAAGGGCGUCCUCACGCACCGGCUUGAUCUGCCCAACAACCCCUGGGACGUGAAGCUACUUCCGGAAAACCGCGUGGUGGUCACGGUCCCUGGGGAGCAGACGGUGCUCAUGGUUGAGCACAGUCUAGAUAAGGGGAUGGAGAUCGUGGACUCCUUCCACACGAAGUGUGAGUGCUGGGCCGUGACGCCCAUUGAAGGUGGCCGCCUCGCCAUGACCUGUGACCCAUGGAGCAAACAACCGUACGUCAAUGUAUACAAUCUAAACGGAAAGCUACUUUCGUUUUACAAAAAAGACAGUAAUGAUAACGCUCUUUUUAGCUACCCGGAACACAUCACAACGGACCAUCACGAACAGGUUCUCUACAUAUCCGACUCCCGGAAAGGCUGCGUGGUCGCUCUCACGUUGUCUGGCUGCCUCCUUUUCCGUUACUCCCACAAGAACCUGAUGUCACCCGUCGGGAUCACCUCCGACUACCAGGGGAACAUCUACAUCUGCGGUAAAGAGUCGCACAAUGUCCACCAGGUGUCGAAAUCCGGGGAGCUUAUCCGGAUACUGUUCGAUAAAGUGAUCAGCUCGCCUCGGACGAUCUGUCUCGAACCGGAAGGGGAGAGGAUAGUGGUUACGGGGGUCGGGAACGAUAACUGUAAUGACUUUGUCAUUGCCACACUGGAAUAAAUGGACUUGUUCCAAAGGAAUGCAUCGAUAUAUUUGUGAAUAGAGUUUGCGUCAAUAUUCAAUAAUGGAGAAUUCGAGAUAUUUUAAAAUUUAGAGUGUUCCAGAACGGCUUACCAUUUACGGCAUUUUAUGAAGAAAUCUCGUCAGUGUUUGUGACGUACAAACGACCUAGGGCCAAUUUCUCGAAACUAUACUUAUGUCUGUUAUAACACGAUCAAGCUAAGCUCACUGUUUUUGUUCUUCUAAAACUUGUGAAAUAUUUACUAUUUUGGAAGGUUUUUAUUGUUUAUUGAAGUUAUCUGUCUGAUAAUCAAGAAAAACUCAUUUCCAUGUAUCAAUAUUAGGUUAAAAUAAGAAGUUUUGUUAUACAGACAAGCCACUUCAGUCUGUUAGGCUGAAGAAGUUUAGAGAAAUCAGGGCCAGAUGAUUCCAUCCAGAUCCAUUGGAGAUUGAACAAGACCAUGUAACGAAAUGGGCAAAAUAAUAUCAGGGCCUGUAUGAAAAAUGUGAUUUUGCCGAUUUUCUGCUGUGACAUGCAUGUGUGUAAAAGAGUACUAAAUUAUUCAAAUAGUAUAUAGAUCUUUAUUCAUGAAAUAAUUAUCCUUUAAAGGGUUUGAAAAAUCGAUACAAUUUCUGUCUGUUACACUGUUUGAACAUCAAUGACGUCAUUUGUUGACACCAAUUUUUCUUGGAAAUCAGAACGCCUACUAACUGAUCGGUGUACCGUGAAAUCUACUUUAGCUGUUCACUAGAUAACUGCUAUGAAAGUAUAAUAGGAGUGGAUUUUUGCAGAUUAGGAUUUCACGAAACGCUGACCAAGUGAAAUCAAAAUCUCUUUAAAUUCCACAAGAGACGAAUAUCAACGUCCACAUCAAAACGUAGCGCUAAUAUCCUGAUUAUGAACAUAAAUGGCCUCCCGCACAAAAACGCAGCGCUAAUAUCCUGAUUAUAAACAUAAAUGGCCUCCCGCACCAAAACGUAGUUUUAAUAUCCUGAUUAUAAACAUUACUGGCCUUCCGCACCAAACCGCAGCGCUAAUAUCCUGAUUAUAAUCAUAAAUUGCCUCCCGCACCAAAACGUAGCGCUAAUAUCCUGAUUAUAAACAUUACUGGCCUUCCGCACCAAAACGCAGCGCUAAUAUCCUGAUUAUAAACAUUACUGGUCUCCCGCACCAAAACGCAGCGCUAAUAUCAUGCUUAUAAACAUUUCUGGUCUCCCGCACCAAAACGCAGCGCUAAUAUCAUGCUUAUAAACAUUACUGGUCUCCCGCACCAAAACGCAGCGCUAAUAUCAUGCUUAUAAACAUUACUGGUCUCCCGCACCAAAACGCAGCUCUAAUAUCCUGGUUAUAAACAUUACUGGCCUCCCGCACCAAAACGCAGCGCUAAUAUCCUAGUUAUAAACAUUACUGGUCUCCCGCACCAAAACGCAGCGCUAAUAUCCUGGUUAUAAACAUUACUGGUCUCCCACACCAAAACGCAGCGCUAAUAUACUGGUUAUAAACAUUACUGGUCUCCCGCACCAAAACGCAGCGCUAAUAUCAUGCUUAUAAACAUUACUGGUCUCCCGCACCAAAACGCAGCGCUAAUAUCCUGGUUGUAAACAUUACUGGUCUCCCGCACCAAAACGCAGCUCUAAUAUCCUGGUUAUAAACAUAACUGGCCUCCCGCACCAAAACGCAGCGCUAAUAUCCUGGUUAUAAACAUUACUGGCCUCCUGCACCAAACCGCAGCGCUAAUAUCCUGGUUAUAAACAUUACUGGUCUCCCGCACCAAACCGCAGCGCUAAUAUCAUGCUUAUAAACAUUACUGGCCCCAGUAUCCUGGUCAUAAACAUUACUGGCCUCAGUAUCCUGCUUAUAAACAUCACUGGCCUCCCGCACCAAAACGCAGCGCUAAUAUCCUGCUUAUAAACAUUACUGGCCCCAGUAUCCUGGUUAUAAACAUUACUGGCCUCCCGCACCAAAACACAGUAUUUAUAUAUAUCCUUAUUAUUAUCAUAUACAUUACCGUUUUAUAUCACUCAAAAGGCACGUUAUUAAACAUAUCAUUAAUUUACACUUUCUUAAAUGUUGAUUUAUUUUUACGAAACAUGAAACAAAUAAACAAAAACAAGAUAAAUAAUUUGCAUGUAUAUUCUUAUGCGAUGAUUCGCGAUCCGAACAUUCGAAGAUGUUGCGUUCAUCGGAUGAUAACAACUUUUGCCGAAAGGCAGUUCAUGUAAGGGAUGGAAGUUGAGCUGUAAAAAUUACAUGAUAAAUUACAUUUUAAUGACGCACUAUUUUUUAUUGACGUCAUUUUUAAAUCGCGCAAUGAUUCUAGUUAUGGUGUGAUGAUGUGAUGUCAAGAGUGAUAUACAGCCGUAUUGCAAUAUUUGUAAUGCAUUGCUAGCAUAUUUAUGACUCAGCUGAGGCGUCAAUAGUUAACUCUAUUAUCAAAAGCGAAACAGGCGUUUUCAAACAUGAGUUCAAUACAAACUUUUGAACUUUUACAAAACAAAAACAAUAUUGUUCAUGUUUUAUUCUUUUUUGACAUGCAAAUUUUUCGCAGAUCAAAUAUAUAUGAAUCGAGCUUACAUAAAUUAUAAUCAAAACUUUUGUUAAACACUGUAUCCAUUUACAUAGUUGAUGUAAUGUUACAAUUUUAACUUUAAUAAAAACUAGAAGC